Ostreococcus lucimarinus CCE9901 is the source of this 357-nucleotide messenger RNA. RefSeq lists its product with no specific name. Lineage: Eukaryota; Viridiplantae; Chlorophyta; Mamiellophyceae; Mamiellales; Bathycoccaceae. The coding region runs from base 1 to 357 and encodes 118 amino acids. The transcript has a single exon. The record is from RefSeq and is a predicted model, not a curated record.
AUGCGGCGCGCGUUGGAGCGACGAGCGAAGGCGCAGACCAGGGCGGCGUUGAAGGCGCAGGCGGCGGAGGCGAAGACGAAGGCGAAAAUCGUCGAGCUCGAGGCGGAAAACGAAGCGUUGCGCGAGAACGAAACGAAAUUGAAGGUUAAAGUGCGCGAUCUCGGGGCGACGUUGAAGUCGAUACAGCGCACGCGAGGUGGCGCGGCGAUCGCGGCGGCGCCGGUCGUCGGCCGCCGCGUCGUCGCGUCGCCGCCGCGACGCUCCUUCGUCGACGCCGGGGACGAAAUGCUCGAUGAAAUCGACGCGAGAUUGCACUCGCUGCAGACAUUUCUGGCGCGCGCGAAGGACACGAAAUGA